GAUACACGCAUGCAUUGAACAUUACACAAAGACAAGAGCGUCUAGCAUGAUCUAGACGGGUAAACUAGGAUGCCGUGUGGACACCAGGGCGAAUCCUGAGUUCCUCCCCUUUCCAUCUCAGAUCUACCUGAAAGGCUACAUCAAUCUCAACGAUCAAAGCCUCCGACUCUCGGGGCCGUGCUCGCCGUUUUAUUGUCAACAUCUUGACGGUGGAACUGUCCCGAAUAUCGCGAUGGGGGGCAGAAACCUUCUCCUUUGCUUCGACGCCUUUGGAACCCUGUUCGUCCCCAGGCGGCCGAUCGCAGAGCAGUACGCAAUAGUAGCGCGGCAAUGCGGCCUCGACGGCCUCAGCACCGAACAAGUCCAGGCGUCCUUCAAAGCUGCCUUUUCGGGAGAGUUAAGAGCACAUCCCAACUACGGCAGAGCCAGCAACAUGGGUGCCGAGCACUGGUGGACUAAUGUCAUUCAAAAGACUUUCCAACCACUCGUCGGGUCAAUCAGGGAGGUACCCAAGGAUCUCGCGCCCAGGUUGCUGCACCGCUUUUCCUCCAACGAGGGCUACACCCUCCAUCCCGGUGUCGACACCCUCCUACGAUCCCUCAAGCAUCAUCACCAUCACCACCAGCACCACCACCAACAACAGCACGGCUCCCACCGAGUGGUAGUAGGCGUAAUCACCAACUCAGACGACCGCGUGCCCAACAUCCUCUCCUCCCUCGGUCUCCGCGUCAGUCCCCUGCGCUUCGGCCGCCCCUUCAACCCUGCCAAAGUGGCCAAUCAGCACGAGUUCGACAUUGACCUGCACUGCAUGUCCUAUGACGUCGGGUACGCGAAGCCAGACAAGAGGAUAUUCGAUGCCGCCGAGGGCCUGGCAGUUCAGCUGGUUGCAGCACACACGAGCAACACCAUUAGUAGUACAGCGCGAUGGCUGAGAAUCCAUGUAGGCGACGAGUACGAGAAGGAUGUGAUCGGGGCGCGGGCAGCUGGAUGGCACUCUGCCUUGAUCGGUGCAAAUGAAAAUGUCCUCCGAAUCUCUGGUCAGGAGAGCAUCUUAGGCUUGGACGAGCUUGGAGGGAGGUCGAUCGAAGAGGCCUUCCCCAAGAACGGUCCGCCGUCGACAAUACUGUCAGAGAGCACACAGAAACUGCUGGAGUGGCUUGUGAAGUUGUCUGCUGCGGAACUGGAUGGCUGAGGCUGCGAGCAAUAUCGAGUGGGAUUGUGUCAACUCCAGGGUAUGUAAAACUACUGCGUUACUGUAUAGUAGUAUAAUCAAGAACUUCGCCAGCCAAACAACGGCACGGCAAACCAGA
This is a messenger RNA of Parathielavia appendiculata, 1310 nucleotides long. RefSeq lists its product as uncharacterized. Lineage: Eukaryota; Fungi; Ascomycota; Sordariomycetes; Sordariales; Chaetomiaceae. Gene Ontology annotation, cellular component: nucleus. The transcript has 2 exons. The record is from RefSeq and is a predicted model, not a curated record. The coding region runs from base 233 to 1192 and encodes 319 amino acids.